AUGCAAUACGUGCCCACGUCAACGGCCCUGUCCGACCAAGGCAAAUACGAUCUCGAGAGCAACUUUAUCACAGCGUUGGAAGAAUCCCCAUGCGCUAAACGCGAUGGCCAGCCUGAAUGUGAGUUUCUAAAACUGUACAGGAAUCAUGAUCCAGAUAGCUGGUCCGAUAGAACUGCAGACUAUAGUCAAAGGGUCAAGAAAAACUUGAAAAGGGAGGAGUACGUGGUGGCAUAUAUGGAGCUUGCGGAAUCAAGACGCCGAAUCUAUCGUCCGUUGCCUUUGGAUGAAUUCGGAUUCACUCUGCCUUUCGCCACUAAGUAUGAUAAGUUGGAUAAACAUCCAUUGAAGGAGAUGACAGAUAAGGCAGAGGUAGUUGACAUGCCGACACGCGGGGUGGACUUCAUAACUGCCUGGACGGGGACACUGUGGACCAAUAACCCUGCGAUCGUGGCGCUGGAAAGCAAUCCUCCGCUGGCUCCCGGUGAUCUACCAAAGCCGGAGAGAACACCGGUGGAUCUAGGAACUUUUUCUGCACGCAAAAAGACCGGGGGCUGUCCUGUGAUGCGAAAACGCCGUUAG
Aspergillus melleus is the source of this 579-nucleotide messenger RNA. RefSeq lists its product as uncharacterized. Lineage: Eukaryota; Fungi; Ascomycota; Eurotiomycetes; Eurotiales; Aspergillaceae. The record is from RefSeq and is a predicted model, not a curated record. The coding region runs from base 1 to 579 and encodes 192 amino acids. The transcript has a single exon.